UGACGUCAGUGGGCGCGGGGCUGUGACGUCAGCCGGCGGCAUGGCGGGCAGCGGGAGGCGGCCGGAGCACCGGGGCCCCCCCGAGCUGUUCUACGAUGAGGCCGAGGCGCGGAAAUACACCCAGAACUCCCGGGUGGUGCAGAUCCAGUCGCAGAUGUCGGAGCGGGCUGUGGAGCUGCUGGGACUGCCCGAGGACCGACCCUGCCUCCUGCUGGACGUGGGCUGUGGCUCUGGGCUGAGUGGGGAUUACAUCUCUGAGGAGGGACACUACUGGAUUGGUAUGGACAUCAGCUCUGCCAUGCUGGACGUGGCCAUUGAGAGGGAGGUGGAAGGAGACCUUCUCCUCGCAGAUGUGGGUCAGGGUGUUCCCUUCAGAGCUGGCAUGUUUGAUGGCUGUAUCAGCAUCUCAGCUGUGCAGUGGCUCUGCAACGCAGACAAGAAGUCACACAGCCCCCCCCAGCGCCUCCUGAGGUUUUUCUCAACUCUUUACACUGCCUUGGCCCGAGGAUCCCGAGCUGUCCUGCAGCUGUACCCUGAGAACUCAGAGCAGCUGGAACUCAUCACAUCCCAGGCCAUGAGAGCUGGCUUCACGGGGGGGAUGGUGGUAGAUUACCCCAACAGUGCCAAAGCCAAGAAGUUCUUCCUGUGUCUCUUUGUUGGGGCCUCUGGUGUGUUGCCAAAGGGCCUUGGUACUGAGUGUGCUGAUGCAGAAGAGAUCCACCAGGCAAAGUUCACCAGUGAGAGGACACGGUUCAGACACAUCAAGGGGAAGUCUGUGAAGAAAAGCCGGGACUGGAUCCUUGAGAAGAAGGAGCGGAGGCGACGUCAGGGCAAGGAAGUGCGAGCAGACACAAAAUACACAGCUCGGAAACGCCGCCCUCGCUUCUGAAUUGCUCUGGAGACUGCUGGGCUGGAAGAGGAUGUGCUGGUCCCUCCAGCAAGCCUCCUGUGGAUGGCAUGGAUGGGCACCCGAGGACAAGGACUUUUUGGGACAGGUCAUUGUGGCUUUUUAAAGGUGUAAAUGCUCCCAA
Molecule: messenger RNA, 1031 nt
Organism: Calypte anna (Anna's hummingbird)
Lineage: Eukaryota; Metazoa; Chordata; Aves; Apodiformes; Trochilidae
Gene: BUD23
Product: BUD23 rRNA methyltransferase and ribosome maturation factor
Exons: 12
Coding region: 41-889 (282 amino acids)
Biological process (GO): rRNA (guanine-N7)-methylation
Cellular component (GO): nucleolus
Molecular function (GO): rRNA (guanine) methyltransferase activity
Source: RefSeq, a predicted model, not a curated record